AUGCUGUCCGAAAAGGAUACGACCCGCGCCCAGUGUGCCACGUACAAAGCUCCGUUGUGCCACCCUGGCGUCUGCGAGACGCCCGAUGCGGCCAAUUCGACCAUCGACGUGUUCGUGAAGCGGCUACCGGCUACGGAUGAGAACAAGGCGCCGAGCGUCUGGGUUCUCCAGAGUGGUGCUAGCUACUCACCAGACUUUUCCUGUUCUGCGGUGACGGGCGGCGUGGUCGAAGAGUCACAAAUCCCUGCGUGCGCCAAGGAGCUGGAAGAGAAGUACGGGGACAUCGCUGCCUUCUCCACUACGAGCGCAGCAAAAGACGUGGGUUCAAAGUGGGUGGAACGGGUCAUGCAGCUAGACCCACCUGAGGUGGCGGGGCUUGCAGCGCCCGCUAAAGGGAAGGAAGGCCUCCAGUCCGCGAUCCAGCAGUUGUACACCAAAUUCGACAAGGAUCCGAGCACGACCUGCGCCAAGCUGCUUACAACUACGGACACCGCGGCAUCGUCCAUAGUGCGGUCCAUUCUGGGGCUGACGAUAAAGGAGUCGGCAAUUCGAUCGUUCAUCGCGCCGAUCGUGCACCGACUCCAGCGCUGCGCGGCCAAGGACGUCGACGUGCUGAGCCACUUCAUCACUCGCUAUGGUUCAGAUAUCCUUCCCGCGGACGAGGCGCGUGAGGAGCGAACGAGGAGUGUGAGGAGCCUCGCGAUGAGUGGUGCAAAAAUGCACGAGACUGUCCCGGCGUAUUGCGCCUUCUCCAAGGAGAAAUCGCCCUCGUGUGAUAAGCUCAAACUUGGUGACUACGAAGGUAACGGGAUCGUUUACGAGCGUGACGAGUACUCGACCAAGCCCGCCACGAUCCCGGGCCAAGCCAGUGUGCUGAUUAUGAGCAGCGAGAUGGACCCGGUGGCGCCUCACAAGAACGCGGAGGCCUUGCUGGCUGCACUGCGCGGGGACAAGAAGGAGCUGGUCACGUUCGGCUCCACUACCCAGAUCAGUCUUGUGGACCCCUCGACGGCUCAAGACCUCUGCGGGAUGGCAGUUCUCUCGUCGUUCGUGCAGAACAAUGGCGACCUGACCAAGCUCAACAAGACGUGUGUUGCUGACGAGGAGAUGGCGUUGCUCACCCCCGAUACUGAGUACACGCACACCUACCUGACUACGACGAGGGUUUGA
Messenger RNA from Phytophthora sojae, 1170 nucleotides. RefSeq lists its product as hypothetical. NCBI's taxonomy places the organism in Eukaryota, Oomycota, Peronosporomycetes, Peronosporales, Peronosporaceae. The record is from RefSeq and is a predicted model, not a curated record. The coding region runs from base 1 to 1170 and encodes 389 amino acids. The transcript has 6 exons.